GGGGCGUGCAGUGAGAGCUGCGUAUGGAACGCACUGGAGCGACCAGACCAGCCAGACGCACGCCAACCUCAUUCCAUUCACACUGUCUCCACUGGAGCGGGUCUGACAGCUCCGAGCGGGACUCCACCUUAUGUCCGCGGGAAAAGAGGCCACAGAAGACGGACGGCUCUGAUCCGGAGGAGCGUAUCUACCGCGUCUGAGCCACGUCAGACUCUUCUGAGCAUGUGCAGAACGAUCUGACUCAAACUGGACUCACCUCUUCUGCCUUGACCUCAGACACAGAUUGGACCUGAGACAAGAGAUGAGCUCCAUUCUCCCACUGCAUUUCUCCAACCACACUACAACAUCUGGGAGGGCAUCUGACACACCACAACAUCUACAGUUUAAAGAGGAGGACUUGAGCUGGUGUUGGAUCUAAUGGAGCUUUGAGGACAACACUGGAGUAGACGAGAACAUGUCCCUCAACAGAGAACUGGUGGAAUUCUACAUCCAGUACAAACUGUCUCAGCGGGACUGUCCUCUGCAGCACCUGGGGCUGGGGGACAGGAGCACACAGAGUGACACGGAGCAUCUUGGACUUGGGGAUAGGGGGCUGGAGGAUGGUACGGAGAUUGACACAGAGAGAGACAGGGACCUUCUGGGACUGGGGGACAGGAGCGUGGACAGGAGCGUAGACAGGGCUCGGCUGCAGAGAGAAACAGAGGUGGACAGUACGGAGCUGGAGAGGACUGCAGAUGAUGCGUCUAUAGACUCUCACUUUAACGGCUCUGUGAAUGGCACCGCCCCAGACUCCACCCCCUCACUUAGACUCAGACUUGACUCCGCCUCUGAUUCUGCCCCCGUCCACAGCCCCGCCCCCUUGUUGGACCUGGACGCCGUUAAAGAGGCUCUUCGUGACUCCGCUAAUGAGUUUGAGCUCCGUUUUAGCCGCGCUUUCAGCGACCUGCACCGCCAGCUGCACAUCACGCCCGCCACAGCCUAUCAGAGCUUCGAGAGUGUCAUGGACGAAGUGUUCCGCGAUGGCGUUAACUGGGGGCGUGUCGUUGGCCUGUUUGCCUUCGGGGGCGCUCUUGCUGUGGAGUGUGUGGACAAAGAGAUGAGCACCCUAGUGGCUCGCAUCGUCACCUGGAUGACUGUGUAUCUGGACGAACACAUCCAAGACUGGAUCGACUCGCAAGGGGGAUGGGCCCGUUUCGCAGAGAUCUACGGGCAGGACGCCGCCGCGCAGAGCCGCCAUUCCGAAGAACGCUUCAAGAAAUGGCUUUUUGCCGGAAUGACCCUGGUCACCGGGGUCGUGGUGGGGUCACUGCUCGCCCAGAGACGCCUGUGAGACAGAGAGACAUGAAAAACAGGAAAAACAGGAAAAACAACUCAAAAUGGAAUCUAACCUCCUACACCUGUCACCCUUCUCGUACAGGGUCGCGCUUUAGUCCUGGUUCAGUCUCAGUUUUGUCCCAGUUCAGACCUGGUUUAGUCCUGGUUUAGUCCCAGUUCAGACCCGGUGCAGACCCCUUUCUUUCGUACCUGGUCUUGUCUUGAUCUGGAUCUAGUCUUGAAUCUGAACUUUUUUUGGACUUAAGUUUGUUGAAAAAUCUGUCACAUUUAUUUAAACCUGUCAAUCUUAAAUCAGUUGAAAUCUGUAAAAUCAGUUUUUGUUUUUAAACCUUCCCAAACCUCCAUGUUCAGCUCCAACUCCACCCCUACUCACGCCUUUACUAAACCGUGUGUGUGCUAGCGUUGUGUGGCUAAAGUGUGUUAGAAUCUAACUCUAACCUCAUGUUAGCGUCAUGUGACCAACAUGGUGCUAACAGCCUCUGAAACAUGCUGCACUCUGCACUGGGAGCACAGUCACAUGAUCCCAGCGCGCGCACGCACACCCACACGCACGCACACACACCCACACAUGCCCACACACACACACACCCCCCACACCCACACACCCCACACACACACACACCCACACGCACACCCACACGCACGCACACACACCCACACACGGCCACACACACACCCCACACACACCCCCACACACACACCCCACACACACACACACCAGAAGAAAAAUAUCAGAGCCACAGUUCAGUAUGAAAGCACCUGUCACUUCACCUGUCAGAAUAAAGUUUGUCACGUCUUCCUCUUCUUCUGUUUGUUCAUCUCAUGUUUGAAUCAGUCUCAUCUGUGUCGUGGCUCUCCUUCUCUUCUCAUCGCUCCCUUCUUUCUCCCCUACUUUCCUGUUUAGCAGCUGUCAUCUCUCUCCCCAUUCUCACUCCCUCUUUCUCUGCCUCCUCUCUUCAUCCAGAAUCUCUCCUUCUCUCUCCCCCUCCUUCUUAGUGUUUGUCCUCUCCCUCCAUUCUCCCUCCCUUCUCCGUCUCCUCUGUCCAUCAAGACUGCUGCUUUGUUCAUCAGACUGUACUAAAACAUGACAUCAGCAUCAAGCUCUUCUGACUCAGCUGUCACUCAUCUGUUACUCACCUGUCACUUACAUUUAGACUGAAGAGAGGGAAGGAAAGGAGCGAGAAAGGGAUAGAGGGUUGAGAAAAGAGAGGGAGGAGAGGGAAAGGAGGAGGAGGUACCUGUCACUCACCAAAAGAUGGAGGAGAGAGGGGGAUCUAGAGGAGCUCUAGAGUUUAAGGAGUUUUGGGGACUUCUGGAGGAGCUGAGGAGGAAGGGCUGUGGCGUUCCCAGUGUUCCUGGUGUUCCUUCAACAUUCCAGAAUCCAGUGACUUUAUUUUUGUAGAUCUGAUCCAUCUUACGCUGCUGCUGUUUUUUAUCAGAAACCUGCUCCUCGCUGACUUUAGGAGCUGUGUGAGUGUGCACGAGGGUCAUAACGUGUGCAUGUGUCCUGU
This is a messenger RNA of Periophthalmus magnuspinnatus, 2846 nucleotides long. It is a transcript of the gene bcl2l1, whose product is annotated as BCL2 like 1. The transcript has 5 exons. Lineage: Eukaryota; Metazoa; Chordata; Actinopteri; Gobiiformes; Gobiidae. Gene Ontology annotation, molecular function: protein homodimerization activity; protein heterodimerization activity. The record is from RefSeq and is a predicted model, not a curated record. Gene Ontology annotation, cellular component: mitochondrial outer membrane. The coding region runs from base 455 to 1330 and encodes 291 amino acids. Gene Ontology annotation, biological process: intrinsic apoptotic signaling pathway in response to DNA damage; negative regulation of intrinsic apoptotic signaling pathway; extrinsic apoptotic signaling pathway in absence of ligand.